AUGGGAAAACCAAGACCAAUAUGUGCUUUGGCUUGUCUUCUUCUCUGUGGCCAAGCCAUCUUGAUGAUCACAAAGGUGGAAGCCACUAGCAAUGUUCAUAUUGUUUAUCUAGGAGGGAAGCAGCAUGAUGAUACUAUUCUAACAACAAAUUCACAUCACGAUAUGCUUGCUAGAGUUUUGGGGAGCAAGGAAAUGGCCUCGGAAUUGAUGGUGUACAGCUACAAACAUGGUUUCUCUGGGUUUGCAGCCAAGCUGACAGAGUCUCAAGCUCAAAAAGUUGCCGAAUUGCCUGGCGUUGUUCGAGUUAUACCAAACAGUCUUCACAGGCUAGAAACAACUAGGAGUUGGGAUUUCCUAGGCCUCUCUUCUCAUUCUCCUGUCAAUACUCUUCAUAACAGCAGCAUGGGUGAUGGAGUUAUCAUAGGUGUCCUUGACACAGGAAUAUGGCCUGAGUCUAAAUCUUUCAGUGAUAAAAAACUUGGACCAAUCCCAUCCCGCUGGAAAGGUGUUUGUGAAUCUGGAACGCGCUUUAAGGCUAAAAGUCAUUGUAACAAGAAAAUUAUUGGAGCCCGUUGGUUUGUGGAUGGAUUUCUUGCUGAAUAUGGUCAGCCAUUGAACACAUCUGGCAACCAGGAGUUCUUUUCCCCUAGGGAUGCAAAUGGACAUGGGACUCACACAGCUAGCACUGCAGCUGGUACUUUUGUUGACAAUGUUAGCUACAGAGGCCUUGCGCUUGGAACUAUAAGAGGUGGUGCACCCCGUGCUCGGUUGGCGAUAUACAAGGUUUGUUGGAAUGUUCUUGGAGGACAAUGCUCUUCUGCCGAUAUAUUGAAAGCUUUCGAUGAAGCCAUACAUGAUGGGGUUGAUGUGUUAUCCCUGUCAAUUGGGUCUUCAAUUCCUUUAUUUUCAGAUAUUGAUGAACGAGAUGGCACAGCUACUGGUUCUUUUCAUGCUGUGGCCAAGGGAAUUGCUGUAGUAUGUGCAGCUGCGAAUGAUGGACCUUCAGUUCAGACAGUGCAGAAUACUGCUCCUUGGAUUUUAACCGUUGCAGCCAGCAGCAUGGAUCGAGCAUUUCCUACUCCGAUAACACUUGGGAACAAUAAAACUUUCCUGGGCCAAGCCUUAUAUGCUGGAAAGAAAACUGGUUUCAGAGGCCUGAUUUAUCCAGAGGCUGAGGGACUGGACCCCAACGCUGCAGGUGUCUGCGAAUCUCUCUUAGUUGAUGCUUCUACGGUUGCUGGAAAGGUGGUUCUCUGCUUCACCUCGAAGACUCUCGGAGCUGUAAGAAGUGCCGCAGAAGUUGUCAAGGAAGCACGUGGAGUGGGGUUGAUCGUUGCUAAGAAUCCCAGUGAAGCCUUGUAUCCCUGCACUGAUGGAUUUCCAUGCAUCGAAGUCGACUAUGAGAUUGGAACACGAAUUCUGUUUUACAUCCGGUCUACAAGGUCACCUAUUGUAAAGUUAAGCCCUUCCAAAACACUGGUGGGCAAGCCUGUGUUGGCAAAGGUGGCAUAUUUUUCAUCUAGAGGGCCUAAUUCAAUUGCUCCAGCAAUCCUGAAGCCUGAUAUAGCAGCACCUGGGGUGAACAUUUUAGCUGCUACUUCACCUCUUGAUCUAUUCCAGGAUGGUGGAUAUGUCAUGCAGUCAGGAACAUCAAUGGCAACUCCUCAUGUCUCAGGCAUAGUUGCUCUUCUUAAAGCAGUGCAUCCCGAUUGGUCGCCCGCAGCCAUUAAAUCUGCAAUUGUCACAACUGCAUGGAGAAAUAAUCCAUCAGGUUUUCCAAUAUUUGCUGAUGGAUCUCCUCAAAAGCUGGCCGAUCCAUUUGACUACGGAGGAGGCAUUGCCAAUCCAAAUGCUGCAGCAAACCCGGGCCUGGUUUACGACAUGGGUACAGAUGACUACAUAAAUUACUUCUGUGCUAUGAACUACAACAACACUGCCAUCUCUAGGCUCACUGGAAAGCCAACAGUAUGCCCCAUUGAAAGGCCAUCCAUUUUGAACAUUAACCUGCCUUCCAUAACCAUACCAAAUCUUAGAAAUUCCAUUACCGUAACCAGAACCGUUAAAAAUGUAGGACCUUCCAACUCCAUUUAUAGAGUUGCGAUCGAGCCUCCAUUUGUCAGCAGCGUGUCAGUAGAACCUCAUGUCUUAGUCUUUAACCAUAACACUAAGAAGAUCACCUUCACAGUGACGGUCACCACAACCUACCAGGUGAACACAGGGUACUUUUUUGGGAGCCUAACAUGGACUGAUGGAGUACACACUGAUUAUGGCCAGAGUCGAGAGUACUCGAUGACGAAGGGUAUGGUCCAAUUCCAACACGUUGGAAAGGUCACUGUGAUUCAGGACAACUCUUUAAUGCCACAACAGAUUGUAUUAGAAGAAUGA
This is a messenger RNA of Dovyalis caffra, 2385 nucleotides long. The record is from the annotation of a GenBank genome assembly. NCBI's taxonomy places the organism in Eukaryota, Viridiplantae, Streptophyta, Magnoliopsida, Malpighiales, Salicaceae.